Melopsittacus undulatus (budgerigar) is the source of this 1578-nucleotide messenger RNA. RefSeq names its product AH receptor-interacting protein. The record is from RefSeq and is a predicted model, not a curated record. NCBI's taxonomy places the organism in Eukaryota, Metazoa, Chordata, Aves, Psittaciformes, Psittaculidae. The transcript is spliced from 6 exons. Gene Ontology annotation, molecular function: peptidyl-prolyl cis-trans isomerase activity; protein binding. Bases 70 to 1062 code for a protein of 330 amino acids.
GGGGCGCGUUCACGUCCGUCCGGAACGAGCCGAGCGGCGGCGGCCGAGGCUCGGUGCACGCACGGGCCCAUGGCGCAGGACGUGGAACGGCUCCGGGCCGACGGGGUGGACAAGGAGCUGGUGCGGGAGGGCUCGGGGCCGCUGCCCGACUUCCGCGACGGCACCAAGGCCACUUUCCACUACCGGACGCUGCGGUGCGGGGAUGAGGGGCAGCCGCUGGACUGCAGCCGGGAGCAGGGCAAGCCCAUGGAGCUGAUCGCGGGCAAGAAGUUCAAGCUGCCGGUGUGGGAGGCGGCGCUGCGCACCAUGAGGCCUGGCGAGCGGGCACGCUUCCGCUGCGACGCCAAGCACGUGGUGCUGUACCCCAUGGUGGCCAAGAGCCUGCGGAACAUCGCGGCAGGGAAGGACCCCCUGGAAGGGCAGCAGCACCGCUGCAGCAUGGCCCAGCUGCACACCCACUGCUCCUUGGGGUACCCCGACCUCGAUGAGCUCCAGAAGAACCCCCAGCCCCUCAUCUUCGACAUUGAAUUGCUCAAGGUGGAGCCCCCCGGCUCCUACCAGCAGGACCCAUGGGCCAUGACAGAUGAGGAGAAGCUGCAGGCUGUGCCCCAGAUCCAUAAGGAAGGCAAUGAGCUGUACCGGCAGGGCAAGGUGCAGGAGGCAGCUGCCAAGUACUACGAUGCCAUCGCCUGCCUCAAGAACCUGCAGAUGAAGGAGCAGCCUGGAUCUCCAGACUGGAUCGAGCUGGACCAGAAGAUCACCCCCCUGCUGUUAAACUACUGCCAGUGCAAGCUGCAGUGUGAGGAGUACUACGAGGUGCUGGAUCACUGCUCUUCCAUUCUCAACAAGUACGAGGACAACGUCAAAGCCUAUUUCAAGCGGGCCAAGGCUCACGCUGCGGUGUGGAACGUGGCAGAGGCACAGGCUGACUUUGCCAAGGUGCUGGCCCUGGACCCCUCACUGCGCCCGGUGGUCUCCAAGCAGCUCAAGAGCCUGGAAGCUCGACUGCGAGAGAAGGAUGCUGAGGACAAGAUCCGCUUCAAGGGCAUCUUCUCCCAGUAAAGCCCUUGCCAAGAGCCCACAGGUUCCUUUAGGUAUUCCACAUGUGGAAUGUUCAUUGAUGUUAUUAAUGUUUAAUACAAAUCUUACUUAUCUGAGUCAGGCAGAGGGGCCCUGGACCCCCCCGUGGCCCAGCAGUGCACUUAGGCGCAGUAUUAAGCAGCCUAAAGCCAUGGCAGCACGCAGGGGAUGAUGUGCUCACCGCCACGCCAGGAAUGCCAUGUGGGGUGACACAAGCUCAAGCCAGCUGCGCUCUGCUGCAUCAUUUUAGCCUUCCUUUGAUGGGUUUAGGCUUUACAAGCUGGUGCUAAGCCUCAGCCCCAGCUCUGCCCCCUUUGUGCCUGUGGAUCCUGUGUUGUCACGUCCCAAGGCUGCUGCUAUCAUCCCAAGCCAUCAUCGUGUCAGCGUCCUAAAUACUUUAUAUAGGAUAAGUGCUUGUUCCUGCUUAUCUGUAUCUAGAUAUCACACUAUUUGUGCUGUGCCAAAAUGAAGUAAAGCUAUAGCCACAGGUCAUGGGUA